Molecule: messenger RNA, 3150 nt
Organism: Liolophura sinensis
Lineage: Eukaryota; Metazoa; Mollusca; Polyplacophora; Chitonida; Chitonidae
Product: metallo-beta-lactamase domain-containing protein 1-like
Source: RefSeq, a predicted model, not a curated record
ACCUUGCCUCGGCCAAUCCUCGGUCCAGCUCGGAGGUGGGAACUGUUCUAUCUCCACGACCAGAAGGAAACCUCCGACACUUAUUUUUGAUAAAAGUUAACGUAAUAACCUGGGAUUCGGUCUGUGUCAUCUAAUACCAUUUAAUGCACACGCUGAUGACUCUUAACUUGUAAUUUUGGAACGCUACGCCAGAGCGGCAGGCCCUUGGCCCACGAUAAAACAAAGAACUAGGCUACAACACAUGAACGUGCAGACUGGGUUGUGGCUGUAGUUUGACGCUGCGAGGUUGUGAGUUUGGUUGCGGUCAGUCAUCAUGUACGAGGUCAUCAUCCUAAAGGAGGGCUACAGCUCUAUGGAUGAUGCUUCAUCUUCUCAGAUGAAGGCCAGUGGCUCAUCCACUUUGCUGAAAGGACCUCAAAAUAUCAUCGUGGAUACUGGCAAUCCUUGGGACAGGGAGCUUAUCCUGGAGAGGUUGCUCCAGAAUGAAAUAUCGCCAGAGCAGAUUAGUUACGUUGUCUGCUCCAGUGGUCAUGUUGACAAAGUGGGCAACCUCAAUCUGUUCCCAAGGGUCCAUAUUGUUGGGUUUGACCUCUGUGUCAGGGAUCAAUUCUACAUCCACGAAUUUGAUCAGGGCAUCCCGUAUGAGAUUGAUGAAAACGUAGAGGUCUUUCCCACGCCUGGUCACACAGGUGCUGACGUGUCGGUCAUCGUCAGGAAUACCUCCCACGGGACGGUCGUGAUCGCCGGGGACCUGUUUGAGUGUGAGGAUGACCUGGAAAACCCACACUUGUGGCAGCAGAACAGCGAGAAUCCCGAGCUCCAGCAGAGUUCUCGUCUCCGCGUCUUGAAGAAGGCGGACCACAUUGUACCGGGCCACGGUGGAAUGUUCAAGGUGCCAGAAUCCUUCAAAAGUCAACCGCGCUCUGUGUUGAUCUAUGAGGAGUUCACUCACACGUGGGGCUCGAAUUUUACAGAAACUGUUGCCUACAACGUGUUCGAGGUGGACUAAUGUGAUAGUCCAAUCUCUAGGUACGUCGUGAUGUCGGGCUUUGCAAGGGCUGUGAAAACCGUAUUACGUGUAGUCAGCAUGGAUGUUACCUAUUUUACCCCUUGGUCGACAUUGGCCUGAGGUAUUGUUUCAGGUGUUGGUGUCAGUCCAACUAUACGUCUGUUCCUUUAGCUUCGUCUGUCUUCGUAAACACUCUGUUCCCUUUACGCUUAUAGCCGGUUUAAAAAGCAAGAACUUGUAUCACAAGAAAGUUGUAAUGAUGCAGUGACCAUUGAAAAUAAUUCAGACCUUUCGCAGGGUGUAAAUGUCAUGCUAAGGAAGUAUGCAUGACCUCAUUAUUGCCUAAUUUGCAUACACAAUGUUUCAAAUACUUGACACUGCACUUACUUGAGUUUUCCGCAAUGCACAAGAAGGUUGACCUUGGCGGAGGGUAAAUGUGAACAUUCCCUCUCGUCACCACAGGUCUCGGGAUAGGACUCUCCAGUGUGUAUCAAUUUGGAGUGUUCACAUUUCCCCUACACCAAGAUAUACCCGGCAGUGUGAAGUUGAUUGGGUGAAUGGUCAUGGAGAAAAUGGGCAUGAGGGACAUGGAUGGAGAUUCCUUUCUUUAUGAAGUCAAGGAUUGUGCUUUGCCUCAAAAAACUUUGUGAGCUCAUCAUUAGUGAAUUUGCCUACGCAGUUUGUGCGCAAGGGUUCUUUUAUAGUUAUGAAGUAUUACCUCAGAAACAAUUUUACUGUCACCCUAUCAUUUUUUCCUACAGACCCAGAAUUUUGAAGGCAGUAUCCACUGAAAAUAUUUAUAACUUCAUCAUUGUCUAGUUUCCGUGUGCAUAUUUUAUCAAUACUCAGCGCUGCACUUCCUUAGGUCCUCGUCAAUAGACGCAACAAGUACGAAAUCGAGCGGAUAAAAAGUUAAAUGAAAUUAUAGAUGAUACUCCAGAGAUUCCUUCUUUUGUAGUUCAAACUUACAGAUGUAGAUUUUGUGACAUGAUAUCUCUUGAACCUUUUAGUGUAAACAUGUUGAUCCCAUAUACGCACCAAGUCAUUGGGAACUACCCUGUGAUUGUUUCAGUGACCUUGAAUAUUUUUUUCAAGGUUUUUGGGCUUGUGUCUUAAUUAACUUGUAGACGCACUUUCUCAUGCUACUGUGCUUAGAGCUGAGGGGUAUGAUUAAUGUAUUGCACAGUGUUUUUCUAUUUUCUUGUUUGUUUUUGUUUGUUUAUUUACACAAGUCAUGUGCCAUUCCUACACCUUCCCUACUUGUUUGAUGGAUUUGUUACAGGAUACACCAUAUGACCAGUACUAGUAUAAGGUGUUCUGCUGAUGUUCUCUAUACUAUAGCAAGUAGCUUUUUGUCAUUUCUCUCCUGUAUUUAGUACAUUUCAUGUAUGCAUCUGUCCCUUCACUGAAGUCCUAGUUUUUAAGCUCUAAAACACACGAGAACAAAAGGUGAUUGUUGGCUGAAAAUACAAGUGUGUGUAAUUGAAAAAAAUAUUGGUUGUAGGUGUCUUUAAAAACAUUUUGCUCAUGUUUUUUUGGAAAACAAUUUUUCAUACAAUGUAGUACAUAUCCAUGUAGGUGUGUGUAUUGGUGUCAUUUCGUAUUACAUAAGGUAUUCUUGGCAAGGUGUGAUAUGUUUGGUUAACAUUCACACUGAUCCCUAUUGUUAAUGAACCAGGGACCGAUUCCACAAACCCAUUUCUGGCUUUAAGUCGAAAUUUUAAAUCUUUCCACAACGCUCAGUUUUUGGUACUGAAAGUUGAAAUUUGGAUACAUGUGGCAAGAGAUAAAACUGGUGAGGUGGACAAAAUUGUACAUUAUAAAACCGAAAAAAUGAGGUUAAAGAUCGUAUUUUAAAUUUUAAAAAUGUCUUGAUGGAAUCGGUCCUUGGACCAAAUAUAUCAAGACGUGUACAGUAAUAGUAUUCCCAUGGGUGACUAUUAACUUCCGUUCAGCUAGUUCUAACUGGUGUGGUCUCAAUUCGUAGCCAAGUUUAUUUAACAGCUCUCACUUUGUGGAAGCAAUAAUAAUAAUUCUAUUUGCAAACAUGCUAACAAACAAUCUGUUGAUGAUUUACUUCAGCCAUGACUACUUAUUGAAAUGUGUUACGUGCAUGUGAAGUGAAAUAAAACAUGUAUAUU